Molecule: messenger RNA, 1278 nt
Organism: Beauveria bassiana ARSEF 2860
Lineage: Eukaryota; Fungi; Ascomycota; Sordariomycetes; Hypocreales; Cordycipitaceae
Exons: 2
Coding region: 1-1278 (425 amino acids)
Source: RefSeq, a predicted model, not a curated record
AUGAAACCGCAGGAUUCCGCGUCACGUGCUGAUAUGGUGAGAUUUAACCCCGCGAUACGUCGGCGCAAAUCGCGAAUCUCUAGCUUCAACCCACGCCAUCAUGGCUAUUUUAACCCCAAAAGACUGAAUGAUGUCUUCAUCUCUGUGGUUGCCGAGGGCAUCAUUUCGUUUCUUGCAGUCACGGAUCUCAUCGCUCUUCAGGGCGUCUGUCGAUCGCUCCGUGAGGCUGUGAAGAGCCGGCUGGACCACCGAUACAAUAUCAACAUUUUCCUGAAGGAUUUUUUGCAAGAUCCUGGAACUUUCAGGCAUCAGCUUGGUAGAGCAGAUGCUCUAAUCGUUCGUGGGCCUGCCUUGAACUUUCUGGAGUCGCAACAUCGGCAAUUCGAAUAUCUCGAUUUGCUUGUCGAGGAUGGAGACAAAGCGCGAUCUCUAAUAGACUACCUCUGUACCGAGGAAUCCUACUUUGAGUGGGAUUUCAUCCCAAUUUCUUCUCAGCCAGGCAGGUCAGCUGACCAAUCGGAGCUUACCACAAUACUACGCAGAGGAUCUGGGGAAGAGCUGCUCGAGUCGGCAAUACGUGUUCGACGCACAUCCACCUUUCCCAUUCAUGCUCUGCUGGAGAACUGCUGUAUGACUGCGGAGCUGAAUUUUGUGACUUGUAACAAGGCGUUUUCACUUUUCCCCGCGGCAACGCUGGCAAAACACAAGACAUACCCUCUGCGGCCGAUGGAUGACGAGUUCGGCACCCUUCUCAGGGAGUUGUCCUGCCAAGGUUGGACGACACGCGAUAUGCUAUCCUUAGCGUUAGGAGCUCAACCGCCUUACAAGUCUGGACCUAGACGGGUUGGCGAUACGCGCUCUGUGUGCGUAUCGCUUGCUCCACAUAUAGAUUCAGCAGGUUGCACACCCGACUACGUCAUCGAGCAUGCAGCAUUCGAUGUAUCUGUAAAAAUGGAGCAGUCCAGCAAGAAGGGUCCGCUUCAAAUACAUUGGAGCGAGGAAAUGGCGUUGCAUGUGCGCAAGCUAGAUUCGCCGUCACUUUACUAUCAGUUCACAGUAGGCAUCUUUCAGUCCUGGUCUUACUUUGUGAAUAAACGGCUGGAACAUUGGACCAGAAUCGAGAUGUUCAAAAUACCGCGCACAUCACGCUCGUUUUCUGUAACUUCCCGUGGUUUUCUGCCCGAGAUCCGUGGAACUCAGCGACCGCCGGACUGGGAUUAUGCAGACGAUCAGAUUCCAGCGUGGUAUGAGGUAUACCGACAAACCAGCCUGCGGUAA